AGCCCCCAUGCCCCGCCCAGCUAUAAGGGGCCAUGCCCCAAGCAGGGUACCCAGGCUGCAGAGGUGCCAUGGCUGAGUCACACCUGCUGCAGUGGCUGCUACUGCUGCUGCCCACGCUCUGUGGCCCAGGCACUGCUGCCUGGACCACCUCAUCCUUGGCCUGUGCCCAGGGCCCUGAGUUCUGGUGCCAAAGCCUGGAGCAAGCAUUGCAGUGCAGAGCCCUAGGGCAUUGCCUACAGGAAGUCUGGGGACAUGUGGGAGCCGAUGACCUAUGCCAAGAGUGUGAGGACAUCGUCCACAUCCUUAACAAGAUGGCCAAGGAGGCCAUUUUCCAGGACACGAUGAGGAAGUUCCUGGAGCAGGAGUGCAACAUCCUCCCCUUGAAGCUGCUCAUGCCCCAGUGCAACCAAGUGCUCGACGACUACUUCCCCCUGGUCAUCGACUACUUCCAGAACCAGAUUGACUCAAACGGCAUCUGUAUGCACCUGGGCCUAUGCAAAUCCCGGCAGCCAGAGCCAGAGCAGGAGCCAGGGAUGUCAGACCCCCUGCCCAAACCUCUGCGGGACCCUCUGCCAGACCCUCUGCUGGACAAGCUCGUCCUCCCUGUGCUGCCCGGGGCCCUCCAGGCGAGGCCUGGGCCUCACACACAGGAUCUCUCCGAGCAGCAAUUCCCCAUUCCUCUCCCCUAUUGCUGGCUCUGCAGGGCUCUGAUCAAGCGGAUCCAAGCCAUGAUUCCCAAGGGUGCGCUAGCUGUGGCAGUGGCCCAGGUGUGCCGCGUGGUACCUCUGGUGGCGGGCGGCAUCUGCCAGUGCCUGGCUGAGCGCUACUCCGUCAUCCUGCUCGACACACUGCUGGGCCGCAUGCUGCCCCAGCUGGUCUGCCGCCUCGUCCUCCGGUGCUCCAUGGAUGACAGCGCUGGCCCAAGGUCGCCGACAGGAGAAUGGCUGCCGCGAGACUCUGAGUGCCGCCUCUGCAUGUCCGUGACCACCCAGGCCGGGAACAGCAGCGAGCAGGCCAUACCACAGGCAAUGCUCCAGGCCUGUGUCGGCUCCUGGCUGGACAGGGAAAAGUGCAAGCAAUUUGUGGAGCAGCACACGCCCCAGCUGCUGACCCUGGUGCCCAGGGGCUGGGAUGCCCACACCACCUGCCAGGCCCUCGGGGUGUGUGGGACCAUGUCCAGCCCUCUCCAGUGUAUCCACAACCCCGACCUUUGAUGAGAACUCAGCCGUCCAGCUGCAAAGGAAAAGCCAAGUGAGACGGGCUCUGGGACCAUGGUGACCAGGCUCUUCCCCUGCUCCCUGGCCCUUGCCAGCUGCCAAGCUGAAAAGAAGCCUCAGCUCCCACACCGCCCUCCUCGCCGCCCUUCCUCGGGAGUCACUUCCACUGGUGGACCACGGGCCCCCAGCCCUGUGUCGGCCUUGUCUGUCUCAGCUCAACCACGGUCUGACGCCAGAGCCCACUUCCAUCCUCUCUGGUGUGAGGCACAGCGAGGGCAGCAUCUGGAGGAGCUCUGCAGCCUCCACACCUACCACGACCUCCCAGGGCUGGGCUCAGGAAAAACCAGCCACUGCUUUACAGGACAGGGGGUUGAAGCUGAGCCCCGCCUCACACCCACCCCCAUGCACUCAAAGAUUGGCUUUUACAGCUACUUGCAAUUCAAAAUUCAGAAGAAUAAAAAAUGGGAACAUACAGAACUCUAAAAGAUAGACAUCAGAAAUUGUUAAGCUUUUUCAAAAAAUCAGCAACUCCCCAGCGUGGUCAAGGGUGGACACUGCAUGCUCUGGCAUGAUGGGAUGGCGACCGGGCAAGCUUUCUUGCUCGAGAUGUUCUGUUGCUUGAGAGCUGUCGCUUUGUUAAGAUAUAAAAAGGGGUUUCUUUUUGUCUUUCUGUAAGGUGGACUUCCAGCUUUUGAUUGAAAGUCCUAGGGUGAUUCUAUUUCUGCUGUGAUUUAUCUGCUGAAAGCCCAGCUGGGGUUGUGCAAGCUAGGGACCCAUUCCUGUGUAACAUAAUGCCUGCACCAAUGCUAAUAAAGUCCUAUUCUCUUGUA
This is a messenger RNA of Pan troglodytes (chimpanzee), 2047 nucleotides long. It is a transcript of the gene SFTPB, whose product is annotated as surfactant protein B. The transcript is spliced from 11 exons. Gene Ontology annotation, cellular component: lysosome; alveolar lamellar body; multivesicular body. The record is from RefSeq and is a predicted model, not a curated record. Gene Ontology annotation, biological process: sphingolipid metabolic process. Lineage: Eukaryota; Metazoa; Chordata; Mammalia; Primates; Hominidae. The coding region runs from base 33 to 1214 and encodes 393 amino acids.